Messenger RNA from Rhopalosiphum padi (bird cherry-oat aphid), 3267 nucleotides. RefSeq names its product cilia- and flagella-associated protein 52-like. The record is from RefSeq and is a predicted model, not a curated record. Gene Ontology annotation, biological process: cilium assembly. Lineage: Eukaryota; Metazoa; Arthropoda; Insecta; Hemiptera; Aphididae. The transcript is spliced from 2 exons. Gene Ontology annotation, molecular function: protein binding. Bases 670 to 3033 code for a protein of 787 amino acids.
UCUUUAAUCAAUAAAGACAUUUGUUUAUUACAAUACAAAAUUAUUGUUUGCUCAAGUAUUUUACAAUAUUAAACAUCCAAUGCUUAUUUCAGAUUUUGAACGGUGAGUAAGAACUUUUGGUGUGCCUUUUUGGCUUACUCUCUUACCAAGCUAGGUAUUAAAAAAUAAAACAUUGCUGAAUCAUCAGCCAAUAAAAUGUAAGCGAGUCAGAUAACAUAGGGUUUCCACUAAAAUGAUAAAAUGUAUCUGUUUGGAGCCUGAGAAUCGUUUUUUGAAUACGACCUAAUCAAACACGAUGAUAUUUAUGUACACCAUUGCUUACACAUUCGACAAAACUGUCCCCAGUGGUUACAACACCCUUAACCCCACGUACCUCGCACUUUUGUUGCUAUGGAGUUAAAACGCAAACACGCUUCAAAGUUAUCAGUUAAACUAUCGGCUUACCUCUACGCGUAGGUAUCAUACCAUUCGCGUUGCAUCGUCACAUAGUAGGUUUAAGCACCUACCUAAAUAUACACUAAACUAUUUUACUACUAUAUUAUAGGAAAUAUACAGGUUUAAUCAUAUCAUCGAGGUUCGAGGUAAUUACUAAUGUGGUUCCGUACGGUGAUUAACGAGAUUGAGGAUGAUAUUUCUUAAUACGUAAAAAGCCUACACAGAUGCAAAAACAUGGACGGUGAAAUCGUUGUGCAAGACCUCGAACUACAGUCGCUGAUCGGAUUCGACGGCAAUCCGGUGAACGGUCUCAUUCUGCAUCCGGACGGCGUUCAUUUGGUGUACCCACUCGGCACUAACAUCGCGGCGUACCAUUGGCACACAAAGGCUCAGCGGUUUUUCGAGGGGCACACGAACGUGAUAUCCGCCGUCACGGUGUCGACUUCCGGCCGGUACGUGGGUUCUGGUCAAGUGAACUACAUGGGGUUCCGGUCGCCGAUAAUCGUGUGGUGUUUCCACACCGGACAGGUGGUUGCAAAAUAUGAGUCGCACAAGGUGCGCGUCGAAUCCGUCGCGUUCUCGUGCUGCGAAAACUUUCUGAUAUCGCUGGGCGGCGUCGACGACGGUUCGGUGAUCGUUUACGACAUCGACAAGCGGGAGGUGCUAUGCGGGUCGUCGUCCGUCAAGUCGACCGCGGGCUCGGCGACGGUGCUCCGGCCGGUGCACACGCGCGGCGAGUGUUUCGUCGUGGCCGGCGAUAACAUACUCAGGCUGUGGACGCUCAACAGGGAACAGCGGAACAUCCAGGGGCUGGACGGUUCGUUCGCCAAGAUCAAGCGCAAGAUCUUGUGCACCGUCAUCGACCGGCUGGACGAGUAUGCGUACUGCGGCACCAGUACCGGCGACGUGAUGAAAAUCAAACUGAACUUCUCGGCCGACACAGCCGUAGUGGCCCCUACCAACGCUCCGACUCUGGUCGGGUGUUUCGCCAAGUACCCGCCGGCCGGCAAGAACAGGCGCGGCGUUGCUGCCGCCGCCACCGUGGAACUGUAUAGCAAAGGAAUCACGGCGCUGUACCUGGUCGCGGACGGCACUAUGCUGGUGGGUUCCGGGGACGGCGUCAUCGAGCUGGUCAAGCAGAAGGUCCGCGAUGUCGGUAACUGUUCCCGCGGCCGCAGCUCGUACAGUAAGCCGGGCAGCACCCGGCUAGCAACGCCCACCCGCCCGCUACUGAUGGCCAUCAAGUCAGCCAACGUCGAUUCGUCCGUGACUAGCAUACAGCUGAUGGACGACGGCGUCGUACUGGUGGGCACCGUCAACUGCGAGCUGUUCGCGGUCCGGGCGCGCGACUUCGACGUCACCUGUCUGUUCACAUGUCACACGUCUGUGGUGUACGAUCUGGCGUUCCCGCACGGCUACAGCAAGGUGUUCGCCACCGCCAGCAAGCACGACGUGCGCGUCUGGUCGGUGGACACGCUCCAGGAGCUGCUCCGUAUCACCGUGCGCAACUUCACGUGCUCCGGCGUGCUGUUCUCGUACGACGGCGCGCAGAUCGUCACGUCGUGGAACGACGGCAACAUCCGGAUAUUCGCGCCGGAAACCGGACGGCUGCUGUACGCCAUAAACAACUGUCACAAUAAGGGCGUGUCGGCCAUCGCCAUGUCCAAGGACGGCCGGAAACUGUUGAGCGGUGGAGGUGAGGGCCAGGUCCGCGUGUGGCAGGUGGACAACCUCAACGGGGCGCUGCAGGCUGUGCUCAAGGAGCACAAGGGCCCGGUGAGCUCGAUCGACGUGCACCAGUUGGGCCACGAGGCGAUCACGGCUAGCGCGGACGGCACGUGUGUGGUCUGGGACAUUGUCCGGUUCACGCGGCUGUCCAUCAUGUUCUCGUCGACGAUAUUCACCAGUGCCAAGUACCAUCCUAAUGGCGCCCAACUGCUCACAUGCGGCACCAAUAGGUACAUUGGGUUUUGGGAGGCGCUCGACGGGUCGCUGAUACGCGAGAUCGAAGGAUCGUCGGCAUCCGCGCUCAACUCGCUAGAUGUUACGCCCAACGGUAAGUACAUCGUCACCGGCAGUUCAGAUCAGAUGGUGAAGGUUUGGCUGUACAACGAAGGGGUGCCCACGCACGUCGGGGUGGGUCACGCGGGUGUGGUGACAAACGUGAAGGUGAGUCCGGACGGUAAGUUCGUGGUGAGCACAAGCGCAGACGGCGGCAUAUUCCUGUGGCGUUUUCCGCACUCCGCGGACACCGCACCGCCCGGUAGUCGGUGCAGCGCAAACAGUGGCGGCGGUGGUGCAGGCAGUCUGCGCGAACAGCAGACCGACCGUUCGAGGCAGCUGUCGCUGAAGAAGACGUUGCCGGCCCGGAAAGAGAACAUAAACGUCAUAUCAAAGGCGCAAAAGGUACGGACGUCCACGGAUUGUAGCGGAUCGACUUCGGCGGCCGCGUCGGUAGUGACGGGUGACGCGAACGACAACGAAAAGGCCGUCGACGAGGGAUCGGUAAAAUGUCUGUGCCGGCGCGGGUCGACGGCCACUUGCGUUUGUUGCGACCACGGUACCGGUGGUCGGAAGAUCAAACCGUUUGUCCGAUGACGAGUGCGCGAGUGCCUAAAUUAUUUUCGCAAUUGACAGUAUAAUAAUUGUAAUUUAAGUAUAAUUCGGUGUUUUAAGUAUUUUUGUAAAAGUAUUGAAAUACUUUUUAAGUUUAUAGAACACUAUUGUUUAAAUACUUAUGCAACGUCGGGUUUUUUUUAAGGUGUUUUAUAAGUUUUUUUUUAAAAAAAUGUUUUAUUUCGCAUUGAAUAUUAUACAUGCCUUUUACAUUUA